Molecule: messenger RNA, 918 nt
Organism: Penicillium diatomitis
Lineage: Eukaryota; Fungi; Ascomycota; Eurotiomycetes; Eurotiales; Aspergillaceae
Exons: 2
Coding region: 1-918 (305 amino acids)
Biological process (GO): mitotic cytokinesis; actomyosin structure organization
Cellular component (GO): cytoplasm; myosin II complex
Molecular function (GO): calcium ion binding; cytoskeletal motor regulator activity; myosin heavy chain binding
Source: RefSeq, a predicted model, not a curated record
AUGACUCAGUCAAGUGCUCCGACCUUCAAACCUUCACCUCUGUCGUUUGGAGGCCCAAGGGCAUCUCCCUUCCGGCGGCCAUCUACGCCAAACUCUCCGCCCAAUGCGCCUCGCACAGGCGGGACUCCAGGGAGCUCUCCUACUCGAGGUUUCACGCCCAUGCAAUCACCGAGCAAAUUGAAUCAGACCUACACAGCUGAAGAGGACAAUAAUGCAGUAGCUUCUCAGAAAAGCGAACCGAUUCCUCAGCCCAAUUUCACACGCGAGCUGCCUUCGUCGCCGACGAAAGGAGCUCGAUCGCCCACACACCAAGUGCCGAUUCUCAGAAGCCAAGCCAUUACCACAACAACUGUGAAUGGGGCAAGCGCUGAUGCUGCCUCAAAACUUCCUGCAAACCAAGUGCGGGAGAUCAGAGAAGCGUUCCAAGUCCUGGAUCGGGAUAAUGAUGGUCUGGUCAACAACGAUGACGUCGCAGAUGUUCUGUCUAGUAUAGGUCAAGACGCAUCGCCGUCGACGCUUUCUCGCUUCUUCCCAGAUCCGUCCGCGCAGAGCAUCAAUUUUCCCACCUUUCUGAACACGCUCUCCCAGCUGAUGUCACCAAUGUCAUCAUCUCAAGAAUUAAUCAACGCCUUAGCUGCAUUCGACGACGACGAUAAUGGCCAGAUUGACGUCGCAGAAUUACGCGAUGCCCUCUUACAUACUCUCCCCGAGGAUGGCGAGGCCUCUCUGACGAGACAACAAAUCGACGACGUAUUGACCGGGUUCACUGGUCGUCGAGCAUUCGGUGGGCGAAAUGCCAAGGCAGGAACUGUGAAACGGGGCGAGGUGUUCCAUUAUCAUGAUUUUGUUCGCAAUGCUGUGGGUGGAGGCGAAAACGGCAACAGCGCGCGUGGAGAGACGAAAACUGUCGGUGCUUAA